AUGCCAACCGAGUCGGAUCUUGCUGGGCUUUCUGCGCUCCAGACUGAGCAAGUGAAUCCACACAGUCGCCAGAUUGACCAAGUUCCUACUCUUGAACUUUGUCAUAUAAUUAACAAUGAGGAUGCAACCAUAGCGGGAGCCAUUGCCAAAUGCAUUCCUGUCAUCGCAGAGGCCAUAGACAAAAUUUCAGACCGAGUCAGGAACGGUGGAAGAGUGAUUUAUGUAGGCGCUGGAACGAGUGGCAGGCUGGGUGUCCUCGAUGCUUCCGAAAUCCCCCCUACAUACUCUGCACCGGAGGGUCAAUUUGUCGCAAUCAUCGCUGGAGGCGAUGUGGCGCUCCGGUAUGCUCAGGAAGGGGCAGAGGAUGAUGUGUAUGCUGCUGCAAAUGAUCUCAAGGCUCUGAAACUUGACGGCAGCGUUGACUCACUAAUAGGUUUGGCGGCCUCUGGUCGAACACCGUAUGUACUGAGCUGUCUCACAUAUGCUAAGCAGCAUGGCUGUUUUACGGUCGGGUUCGCAUGUGCUGAGCCUUCAAAAAUGAGUUUGGCAGAUGAUAUUGACUGUAUGAUCAGUGCGAUUGUCGGGCCAGAAGUCGUGACUGGGAGUACGAGAAUGAAGGCAGGCACAGCUACCAAGCUUGUGCUUAAUAUGCUGAGCACAGGCAUCAUGAUAAAAACUGGAAAGACCUUUGGCAAUAUGAUGAUCGAUCUGAAAGCCACGAACCUCAAACUCCAACAACGGUCACGGAAUAUAUUGCGAAACCUCUGUGGGGCGAAAUGUCCUGAUGCGGAUGAGGAGCUUGAUGCCCUGCUGAAAACCAGUGAUGGGAACGUCAAAGUCGCAAUGGUUUCGUUAAGCCUAGAUAUUCCGGUUCCAGAAGCCGUAAACCGGCUGAGGGAAGCAGGAGGUGUGCUUGCAAAGGUCUUGCAAGAGGACCAAGUCGCACGAACACUACCACGACCCAAUGGCACGGGCCUUGAAUAUUUCCUCUGUAUAGAUGGAGGUGGUAGCAAAUGUGCUGCUGCUAUCAUCUCAGCAGAUGGUGUCACCAGUUAUGGCGAAGCUGGAGGAUGUAACGUAACAGAUGUUGGUGUGCAAGCUGCGACAGAGUCAAUCGAUCUUGCGAUUCAGCGAGCUGUUGACUCGUCGCCAAUUUCGUCGGGGAAAAGUUGGCGAACACUUUCACUGUCCUCGAUUUGGGUCGGUCUUGCAGGCUAUGAUAGACCGUGCCUUGCUGCCCAAGUCGAUCAGGCUCUUGAGAAGCUGUUCUGCCGUCAGCGAGGGCCUAGACUAAAGGUGACAAACGACAUUGAGCUCCUUGCACUCUCAGCCCUUGAGAAACAUAAAAUAAAUUCUACCAUGGUGCUCAUCGCUGGGACCGGGUCCAUUGCCAUGAGCUAUCAAAGAUCCGGUGAUCAACUCUCCCGAACCAGUCGAGUCGGAGGUUGGGGUCAUAUAAUCGGUGAUGAUGGGUCCGGCUUCGAUAUUGGUCGGAAAGGCGUCCGCCAUGCUUUGGCUGCUUUGGACGAUUUCAACUUGAAGAACUAUUCUGGGCAUCAAUAUACUGAGCUUGACGAAUUGACCCAACGAGUGCUUGAGUAUUACAAGCCAGAGUCAGAAUCGGAGCCUGGCUAUGAUCUGCUCAGUCGAGUCUUAAACUCUAGCCUGGACGUUCAGAGCAAGGAACACAUCGCCCGACUUGCGAAGGUCGUGGUGGAGUUGAGUGAAGACAAUACUGAGGCAAAGAAAAUUGUCUCAAACGCGGUGCAGGAUCUGCUUAACCUUCUACGUCCGAUCGCAAUCUCGGGCCAGCAUGAUGUCAGAAACUCUGUCUUAAUACUCGCAGGGGGGUUGAUGCAGAGCAGCAUCUUCCGCAAACGACUAGAGGAAGAGCUGGAAAAGACCAUUCCCCACUUCAAGGCUAUUGAGCUCAUAAAAAACCCGGCGAUCAUGGGUGCUCAACACUUGCUGCUGGAGCAUUGA
Exophiala bonariae is the source of this 1983-nucleotide messenger RNA. RefSeq lists its product as uncharacterized. NCBI's taxonomy places the organism in Eukaryota, Fungi, Ascomycota, Eurotiomycetes, Chaetothyriales, Herpotrichiellaceae. Gene Ontology annotation, molecular function: carbohydrate binding; fructose-6-phosphate binding; enzyme inhibitor activity. The transcript has a single exon. Gene Ontology annotation, biological process: negative regulation of glucokinase activity; glucose homeostasis; response to fructose. Gene Ontology annotation, cellular component: cytosol; nucleoplasm. The record is from RefSeq and is a predicted model, not a curated record. Bases 1 to 1983 code for a protein of 660 amino acids.